GCUGUCAUCGUGUAUGUACAAUAGUUGUGCAAUUACAACAAUUUAUUGAAACUAGGAAUUGUUAAAAAAAAGGAUGAAUAUAAUAAUUAGAAAUAGAUAGUGAGAAAUUUAGUGACAAUUAAAUAAAAUUUAUUUAUUUGAUAAUUAUUUCAAAUGUAUUCAUUAAAAUGGAAAUGCAAUUCGAUAACGACGAUACUUCGGAAAGGCGAUUUGAGAUAGAAUGUAAACUGGAAGCUGAAAUAGCUUCUUUGGAGGCUAUCAAAGAGGCACAGGAACACAGUAAAAAGUUAACAAGUGGUAUGGUAGCGAUUCUUUCAUCUCUAGAGGAUCGAUUAGCUACAUUACGUCGUACCAUACUACCUGUUUACAAUGAGACUGGCAAUCUCCAAAAGCAGCAACACAAUAUUGAAAAAACUUUGACAUUACUGGACCAUGCAAUUGGCUAUUAUGGAGUAUGCCAAGAGGUUGAAAGUUCAGUACGAGCUGGGCCAAAUGGUGCUAGUGGUUUGGAUGGUUUCCUAGACUCUAUGAACAGAUUAUGGAAUGCUCAGCAUUAUUUCCAAAAGAAUAAUCCAAGCUCCGUAGAAUUAGAGAAUGUUUCAACGCUCUUUAGUACAGGACUUGAAUCUAUUUACGCCGAAUUCCAUGACAUACUAGCACGACAAAGUAAACCAGUACUUCCAAUAGUUCUCUUAGACUUGAUAGGAAUAGAUGAAGAUACAAGUAACGAAGAUGCCCCACAGUCUUUGAUCCAGUUGCCUGAAAGUGCAUUAGCUGACUUGAUCAAGAUAUCAGGGUGGCUGGAAGAUAGAGGCCAUCGUAAGCAUACCAAAUUAUAUGCCUCCGUAAGAUCUGCUAUUGUCCUUCGUUCUCUUCAACUGCUGAAAGAGCAUCAGAGAAGUGCUAGUGGUGGAAGUACACAUGCUGCCAGUCCUAUGCCAAGAGCCAAGUUCGCUCACAGGCACUCUCUGGGUGUCCCCGAGACAGCGGGCCGCAGAACGUCGCGUCGGCUGCAGCUCGCUCUCGAGAAAAAGGCUAGCAAGAUGCUGUUGAAAGCCUCCCAGACGACGGGCUUGUCGUUUUCCCUGAAGAAUCAGCAAGGUGGCGCGGGAUCGGGCCACCAUCACUCAAGCGAGGACGCAGCGCCGGACGAGCAGGAGAUGGAGAACUACCUGCUGCUCGCCGCCGGUCUCCACAAGCUCAUGCAAGCCGAGCGAGUGCUCGUAGGUAGGAUUCUUCCUCAGACGCUGCAGCUGCAGGUCCUCGAGUCGACGGUCAGGGACGCCAUGGAUCUGGUGGCUCACGACGGAGAGAAUAUUGCCGCGAGAGCAAAGCGAUGCAUCGUCAGAAAGGACUUCAGCGCGGUGCUCGUCGUGUUCCCGAUUCUGAAGCACCUCGAGGAGCUCAAACCCGACCUCGAGAGGACCGUUGAGGGCUGCGAGUAUUCGCUGAGGUCCAAGUUUGCCUCGGUCAUCCAAACUCUCACCGAUACCGGUGCACAGGCAUUGGAAUGCUUUGGCGAAAACGUGCGCAACGAGUCGGGCGCCGUGUUGCCCAAGGACGGUACGGUCGCCGAGGGCACCAGCAACGUGCUGAUAUUCCUGGAACAGCUGACCGAGUACGCGGACACCGUGGGCGCCGUUCUCAAGCGUCACAACGAGACCGACAUCGUGGGCAUCAUUAACGCCAAGCAGGCCGAGCAUCAACACCGAGUUGCCUUGGGACAUUACAUCAAGCGCGUGCUGGCCCUCCUGAAUCUCGCGCUGGUGAGCAAAAGCGACACCUCGUACUCGGACCCGGCUCUGCGCGCACUCUUCCGCCUGAACAAUCACAACUACGUGAUCAACGCGCUGCGUCGAAGCGCCCUGAUGGAGAUACUCCUGCUCGCGGAGCCAAGCGCCGAGCAAACUUACCAAGAUCUGUUGGUGCGCGAUCGUACCAGCUACGUGGCGACGACCUUCGCCAAAGCCCGAAAUCACAUCGAAAAUCACAACGACGAGCCCGGUGCAAAGGUGUUGAAAGAGCGUUUUGCGGGUUUCGGUCGCGAAUUCGAGGAGGCAGCCAAGUUCCAACGCACAUACUCGGUUCCAGACUCGAAACUUCGCGAGGAACUUCGCAAGGAAUUACAGCAUUCGCUGGUACCGCUGUACACGACCUUCUACCACAAAUACAAGCACACAUCCUUCUCCAAGAACCCGGCCAAGUAUAUCAAAUUUAGUCCGGAACAGGUGUCUGCCGCGAUCGACACGUUCUUUGACACAUCUGCGUGAGCGGUGUGACCGAC
This is a messenger RNA of Phymastichus coffea, 2284 nucleotides long. It is a transcript of the gene Exo70, whose product is annotated as exocyst complex component 7. Gene Ontology annotation, biological process: exocytosis. Gene Ontology annotation, cellular component: exocyst. Lineage: Eukaryota; Metazoa; Arthropoda; Insecta; Hymenoptera; Eulophidae. Gene Ontology annotation, molecular function: phosphatidylinositol-4,5-bisphosphate binding. The transcript is spliced from 7 exons. The coding region runs from base 168 to 2270 and encodes 700 amino acids. The record is from RefSeq and is a predicted model, not a curated record.